This is a messenger RNA of Geodia barretti, 2546 nucleotides long. The record is from the annotation of a GenBank genome assembly. NCBI's taxonomy places the organism in Eukaryota, Metazoa, Porifera, Demospongiae, Tetractinellida, Geodiidae.
AAGUGGUCGAAGGCUCGAAGCUCCCACGUACGUGUGUUAUACGUCCAGCCCGGUAGACCUCAUGUCAGCUAUCAACGAAGAAGGAGAAGGCCUCUCUUCUCCGCGGCGACCUACCCACUCCCCUACGCUGCUGCGGAAGGGCAUUCCUGGCGAGCGAAAGCCGCUCAAGGAGAAGCUCAUAACGUACUAUGAGCAGCUCUUCAAGGGCGAGGAUCCCUCGCAGGGGAAUCCCCGUUUCUGGGAGGAGUUUUUCCUCCUCAAAGUGAACAUCCAGUAUUUCCAAACGACAAUGUCCGAAAUGAAAACCUGGGAACUUAUUUCGCUGAAGAAAUCGCUAAGUCUGCUGUUUGUUCAGUGCUGCACAACGCUUCAGUUGGACGAUAAUGUCAUCAGAAACAUCAAUGCCCUGCAGACACUGUGUGUCCUCCUGCGGUCCACGUUUGAUAAGAAACUCAGUGACUCGAGUUUCGACGUGAUUGAUGUGGUGAUAGGAUUUGACUCGGCCGAAUGCCAGAUGAGAAAUCUGGUUGAAGCACUGAACAAGUUCCUCGUCCAUGACUAUCCAGCCAGCCUCAAGAACCUGUGUCUGCGUCUUCUCCUGGUCAUGCUGACCGCCAUGGACAACAUCAGCCAGAACAUGCUGCUGGAGUACGUCAUGAUGAACAGUGUCUUUGAGACAAUCAUGCACCUCCUGUCAGUACCUGAUCUCAGGGACCAGCAUGGCUACGAUGCAGUGGUGGUACUAACGCUUCUGGUCAACUACCGCAAGUAUGAGGCUGCCAACCCGUACGUGAUAAAACUGUCGGUUCUUGACGAUGAGAUUGCUCUGCAUGGUCUGGGUAGUGUAGUAUCCUCAGUACUGACAGAAUACAACAAGAAGUAUGUUCCGCCCACUGAGGAGCCGGUCGGAAUAUUUGGUCACAUCAGCAGCUUCGUGAGUAACAUGCUGGUCCCGGUGGAUACCUCGCAGACCAGAGUCAAGAUUGACAUGGCUGUGCUGCUGGUGCUGUACGAGGCCAUCCACCUCAACAGGAACUUCAUCACAGUCUUGACUCACACUAAGUCACUUUCCAAUCCAGUCACCCCCACCACUCCCAACCCCGCCAUUGACAGAUCCCUCCCACUGCCAUCUUCACCAACUACACCAGCUGGCAAGCAGCCAACUGGACUCCCCCAGCCAACCAACCUUCUGGGAACUUUCUUUACCUUCUCGUCCAUCAUUCUCCAGAACAUUAAAGAUGAUUCAUCUGUCACCCAUGCACGUCUCUGUCUUGUCAUCAUCACCUGUAUUGUCGAGGAUCAGUUUGCCAACUCAUUUCUCCACGACCCCAACAUGACAUUCCCAGUCACCCUACACAGAGCUAGUCUGCUGCACAGAAAGCCGACCAAAGACGGUCUGUCUCACGUUCGUCCUCUGGCAUGCUCCCUGCUAGAUUUGAUGGUAGAGUUCAUGAUCAGUCACAUGGCAAAGAACUUCAAGCUCGACCUGUACAGAAAGUGUCUGGGAGUGGUCCAUCGGAUGCUGUGCUACCAGAAGCGCUGCAAGAUAAGACUCAACUACAACUGGAAGGAGCUGUGGGUCGGUCUGCUGAAUCUGCUCAAGUUCUUUGCCGCCAGCGAGGAACACCUUCUCCCAAAGCUGAACAUCUUUGCGGUUGCAAUUGAGGUGGUCAAGAUCUUCAAUCUGUUCAUAACCUACGGAGACACCUUCCUGCCCAAUCCCAGCACUUACGACGAGCUCUACUAUGAACUGAUCCGCAUGCAGAAGAUCUUUGAGGACGUCCACUCAAUGGCCAAGCGCUACUCCAGUCCAGAUGCCCACAGUGAGUUCCACUCGAGUGCCAGCCAGCUCGCCGCGAACCUGGUGAACGUCAGAUCAAUCUCUGCUCACUUUCACCCUCGCAUCAACGCCUGGUCCGCCAGCCAUCACGUCACCUCCAUAACUCCAGAGCAGGUUCUGGAGGUUGUGAGGAGCAACUACGACACGCUGACUCUGAAACUGCAAGACAACCUGGACCAUUUCGACAAGUACGCAGAGAAACUGAACGAAGCAGCUUUCUUCACACAACUGCUGCGGUCGGUGACUAACUCAGUAAGAGAGACCGUAGGACUCUCUAGUGUCCAGCAGUUAACUCUUCUCAAUGAGUUGGGCUCGACCUCUUGAUACCUCCCUCGCCUGCUCUCUCCUCUUUCUCUCCCGUUCUGUCACCACAUCCUUUGAAUGCUGCAGUAUAAUACUGUACAACUGGAGUUUUUACAUCUGCAGGUAAUGAUUUUUUUAAGGAAAUCAUCAAAGUCAUGUGGCAGGGUCAACACGUGAUGAAAUAGCAUGAUUGGAAAUAGCAUGAUUGGUGACUCUAAAACGCUAUAACUCCUUGUUUCUGUUCCUAAUGUUUCUCAGCAGUUCCUGAGAGUGGUUUAGUAACGUCUGUGAAAAUUCGUCUUCUUCUUGUUUCACUGCCGCUUGGAACUGUUGCUGCAGCUCUUGGAGUCUCGGCAGGUGACCGGUGAAGUCACAGAGAUGUUGGAGAACACUCAUUGCCUGU